AUGUGCCAGACGAGGGCCGCGGCGACGAAGGCCGUGGCAGCGAAGAAGGCGGUGAAGGCCGUGGUGGCGAAGAGGACGGCGACUGCCUCCUCCUCGUCCAAGCGGCGCUGGACCCUAUCCUCUUCUCCCUCUCCUUCGGACAGCACCCUGGAGGCCGAGUUUGACCUCGGGGACACGGAGACGCUGGCCCAGAGGGCCGCGAAGAGGGCCAAGCCCUCGGCGGGAGAAGAACGGCAACAGGAGGAGCCGCCGAGGGCCACUCCCAACACGCCGCCCCCCUCGACUACGCCGCCCAGAGGGGCGUCCCCGGCAAGGGCAUCCACCACCAAGCGCACGCAUAUGGAGGAGGAGGAGGCGAGCUUAGGUGCCGGUGGUUCUGCCCCGACAACGAAUGCUGGCGGGGAGGGCGCCACUUCUUCCCAGCCCGGUGUGGAUCCUUCCUCGAUGGACCAGGACGACAUCGACAUUGUCAUCGAGGAGGUCGCCAGGGAUGCUGAGGCCGAGGCCACCAAGGUUGCGGCCGAGGAGGCCGCCAAUUCCGCUACUGAGGAGGCCGCCAAGCGGCCUGCCGGGGAGACCAGCGAGACCGCUGCCGGGGAAGCCGGCAAGGGGCCUGCGGGGGAGUCCGGCAAGGCUGCCACCAAGGAGGCCGCCAAGGAGCCCGCAGAGGAGGAGGCGGCCAACGACCAAUCUUCCUCCCCUGCAGCCCCUGCCUUGGACAAGUAUCUGAAGGUGGGCGACGACUUGUUCAUCCGCCUCCCUGGGACGGCGGGCGGCAGAGCGCCAGCCGAAGGGGAGGUGUUCGACGACGAGACGCUCGCCACCGCUGGGCUCCAGGUUGUUAAUGAACCGAGUGUUGGCGGUGACGGUUCUCAGGGGGAGCAGCUUCUUCGGGCCAUGAGCGCCAACUUCCAGAAGCUCCAAGCGCUCCACCGUGCCAGCCUUGACAAGGCGAAAUCCAAGAUGGCGGCGGUGGACAAGGUGGAAGCUGAUUUUGAGGUGCGCGUCACUCAGGCGCAGGCCUGGUUCCGCGAGGCCCAGGAAGAACAGAAGGUUGCUCAGGGGGAGCUGGCUGAGCGCAAAUGUGAACUCAUCCUGAAGCAGGCUGAUAUCGAGAAGGCCCAGGAGCUGAAGCUGGAUGGCUUGGAGGGGACGCUUUCGGAGGUCAGGUCCCGGGAGGAGACCCUAACCAAGGACCUGGAGGAGGAGAAACGGCAGCGGAGGGACGGCGCCACCGAGUACGAGGAGUACGCGAAGGGCAUGAACCUCUGGAUCGGCUGCCUCGUCGACGUCGCAGGGAAGCUCACUGCCCAGCUAGCCGUCAUGGGCGUGCCGGACAUCAAGCUCUCCGAGGACAGGAACAUAAGCCCCAACGCCAGGCUGACCUUAUUCUUCGAGCGCAUCCUCGACGCCCUGGAUCAGCUCCGCUCCAACCGGGCAACUUAUCUGGCCAACGAGGCCCGGUGGCUCUGUCGGGGUGCCCUGACCAAGGUGGCGCUCUAG
Aegilops tauschii subsp. strangulata is the source of this 1503-nucleotide messenger RNA. Lineage: Eukaryota; Viridiplantae; Streptophyta; Magnoliopsida; Poales; Poaceae. The record is from RefSeq and is a predicted model, not a curated record.